Molecule: messenger RNA, 3401 nt
Organism: Carica papaya (papaya)
Lineage: Eukaryota; Viridiplantae; Streptophyta; Magnoliopsida; Brassicales; Caricaceae
Product: Rab3 GTPase-activating protein catalytic protein
Biological process (GO): positive regulation of GTPase activity
Molecular function (GO): GTPase activator activity
Source: RefSeq, a predicted model, not a curated record
GUUGGACACUUACCAGUCGCGAAAAGUUCUCUCGUCUCUCCCAACAGGUCAUCUUCUUCUUCUUCGUCCAUUACAACUUCCAAUUGCCUGACAGCAACAGAUCUCAUUUUCAAUCCCCCUUUGUGUCUAUGCACAUUCAGCAAGAUACUGUUAAGCUUAACCUACCUUAAUGUAUUGCGAUUUCACGUCGCUCCAUCAAUUCACCUUACCAGAAGAAAGUUUAAAAAGUGAGUUAUGACUUUGUUUCCGGCCUUAACUGAAUUGAGUUUCUGAUUAACAGUCAGAAGAAAGAAAGAGGAAAAGAAAAGGAACAUCAUCAAUCUUCAUGGCUUCGACCAGUAAGACUGAGUAUUUUGAAGAAGACGAAGCUUUAGAAGAGGAGCUGGAACGGUUUGAUGACUUUACACUUGCUUCUUCUUGGGAAAGGUUCAUAUCUGACAUAGAGGCAACUUGUCGGCAGUGGUUGGCUGAUGGUCCAAAAAAUUUGUUGGAAAAGGGUGCAGUUCAGUUGGGUUUCUCAAAGAACAUAUAUAAGGUCAAAUCUGACUUGAAAAAUGUUGCAAAAAACUAUUGCAUGGAAUACUACUUCGAAAUUGACAAUAGUGUUGGUACAGGAAAAACUGCAGACUGGAAUUGCAGUUUGCAUGAUCUGCAGCUUUGCUUUGGGGUGAAGGAUUUUCUGGUGAUUGCUCCCCAAAGUGCCAGUGGUGUGAUUCUUGAUGCACCAGAGGCUAGCAAGCUUCUGAGUGCAGUUGCAAUAGCUUUAUCAAAUUGUUCAAGUUUGUGGCCAGCAUUUGUUCCCGUGCACGAUCCUUCACGAAAUGCAUAUAUUGGCAUACAAAGUAUGGGAACAGUGUUUACUAGAAGGUUUGAGGCAGAUCAUAUUGGUAGCCAGGUCCCAGUAAAACUUAUGCAUUUGGAAGGAUUGUACGAGUUGUUUCUUUCUAAGUUUGCAUACUCGACAUUGGACUUUGCAGUACAUCUUUUUAAAGUCCAUGUUAUGAUGAAGCUAACCUAUCAUACCCUUCCCUAUGAUGAUGAUAAUGUGGAUGAUAUUCAAGAAACUUUUUCUGGAAAUACUGAAUCUGGACAAGAUGGUGACACCCGUCAAAAAAAACAAUGGGAUGAUGACUGUCCUUGGAGCGAGUGGUACUCUGCUGAAGAUCCAGUUAAAGGAUUUGAUUUAAUUGCCACACGGCCGGAGAAGAUGGUGGAAAGCUCUUUAGAGAUGGCUGAACUGGAAAACGCUUCACCUCAUGAGGCUAAGAAGUGGACUCUAAUCCCGCAUCUGUCCCCAAUUUUAACCGAGAGUUCGAAGGGAAACCAAACUGGCUUUGCUUCCCAAUUGCUCCUUUUGGUUGAUGCACUGAAUAUGUCCUUUGAAGCUCAAUUCAUGGAGGAUUUUGUAUCAGUUGAAAAUCCUAGUUCUGAUAAUCUGAAGUCAUCAAUGGUUAUACCCCCGCCAACAGUUCUUGAUCGUGUUCUCAAGGAUCUUUUUCAUGAGGGAAAUAAGCUCCCAGAUUUUUCUAAAAGUGAAAACAAGAGUUCUCGAGCAAUCAAAGGCGCACCACUUGGAUCUCUUUUUGCACAGUUUUGUUUGCAUGCCCUAUGGUUUGGCAACUGCAGUAUACGUGCUAUUGCCGUUCUCUGGUUAGAGUUUGUUCGAGAAGUUCGUUGGUGUUGGGAAGAGUGUCAGUCAUUGCCGAAAAUGCCUUUUGAUGGUUCAAUUGACCUGUCUACUUGUUUGAUUAACCAGAAGCUGCAUAUGCUUGCAAUAUGCAUUGAGAUGAAGCAGGAACUAAAUGAAGAGUUUCAAGAUUGUAUUGGGAGUGAAGAUCACAUAGAAGCACACAGUGAGGAAGACAGUGUAGUUGUCGAGGAUCCUUUCAAUUUGCACCCACCUGAUGAACACUUUGAUGGGAAACGUGACAGACUAACAGCACAAAAUUUGCAUGGGUCUGAAGCAAUUGCAUCAGAGUUUAGUAAGAAGCCUGAAUACAUGGCAUCUGCUGCUGAUCAAAGGCCUUCAGGUUCUAUUAGGAGGGGCUCAGCUGGAGCUGUUGGAUCUAUGAUGCUUCUGAAGUCAUGUCAAAGCUUGCAUGCCCCGUUCACUCAGGAUCCCCCCCUUAUGACAGAAGAUAUGCAUGAAGAACGACUUCAGGCUGUUGAGGCCUUUGGUGAUACAUUUAAUUUUUCUGCUCAGUUGGAGAAGGAUAUCUUGUCAUCAGAUAUGUCAGCAUUUAAAGCAGCGAAUCCAGAUGCUGUUUUUGAGGAUUUUAUUCGGUGGCAUUCACCUGGGGAUUGGAUAAAUGAUGAAAAUGAAGGAAGUAGUCCAUCUAGAAGUCUUGCAAUGGGGAGUUUCAAAGAUAAUUGGCCUCCUAAAGGAAGACUUUCACAACGAAUGGCCGAGAAUGGGAAUAUGUGGCGGAAGAUUUGGAAUGAUGCACCUGCUUUGCCAGCCUAUGAGCAGAAGCCACUUCUGGAUCCAAAUCGAGAAGGGGAAAAGAUUCUUCAUUACUUGGAAACUGUGCGACCACAUCAGCUGCUUGAGCAAAUGGUUUGUACUGCCUUCAGAGCAUCAGCUGACACUCUAAACCGAACUAGUUUUGGGGGCUUGAAGCAAAUGACAGCAAAAUUAGAGCAACUCUACCUUACAAUGAAAUCUGCACUGAGGCCUUUGCAAGUUAAUCAUUUAUCUGGGAACAAUGAGAUUAUUGAAGACUUGAGGCGGUUGUGCAUUGUUUUUGAACAUGUUGAGAAGUUAAUGACUGUUGCAGCUUCUCUUCACCGUAAGUUCCUGCAAGCACCACGUCUUUCUGGAGUAAUUUUUAAUGACUUCUAUGAAUUUUAUCUUCCAAACAUGGGAAUGGGCUCCAAGGAAGUCGAUGUUCAAAGAGAGUUCAACUCUAGGCAGGAAGUAAGGUUUCAUGAGAGAGAGGUAGUCUCAGAUAUGUUCACACCACCAACUGCUAAUCAAUCAUGGAGAAAAGUUUUGAGCAUGGGUAAUCUUCUCAAUGGCCAUGAACCGAUUCUCAGGGAAAUUAUAUUUUUAGUGCGUGAUAGUGUGAGUAGCAAUCACUAUGCAGCAAGCACUCCCAGAGGAAAUCAAGAAGAAAUAGAAACAUACCGGAUGUAUAUUUGCGGAACCUCAAAUGAUCUUCGGGUAGCACUUUCUAUUACCUCAUGUGAUUAGCCUUUUCUCAAUAGAUGUGUAUAUUAUCACUUGUGGUGGAUAAAGGAUUUAAAUUCUGACCAAUUUUCUGAAAGUUACUGGUAUUUAUGGUGAUUUUAUGGCGCAUUUCUAUUGCAUCCUCACUCCAGGCUGCAGCCAUUUGUAAGCACAUUGUGUUCAUUUACCUUUCUCCAGAGUAGAAAUUACAUAAUUGCUUGUUAGAAGAGUA